UAACGUUUGCUAACUAUCCGCUGCCGCUAGAGGGCAGAGCUUCUGGUUCGUUUCCUUUCAGCGUCGCGGAGUGAUGACGUAUCACAACUAGUCGAAAUGGCCAAGAAACAACGUGGGGAAAAAUCUUUACAGUCAAAGAAGGCGGACAGGGAAAAACGGACGAACGAGUUCAAAUUGGAGCUGGACUCCAGCGACGAUGAGGCGCCCGAUGAGGUGACGUUUGAGAACUCGAAGACUCAGGCGCUGCAGAGUAGGAAGGAGGCGCUGGACAGAGCCCGAAGAGAGAAGGAGCUGUUGAAGGAUAAGCGGAGGAAGAGACAGGAGCUGUUUCAAGAGCAGAAGAAAAGGAAGCUCCUACCGGCGGACGUGUUGGAGGAAGUGGCCUCAGCUCCUUCAAAGAAGCAGAGACCGUCCACAGAUGAAGAAGACAAGCAGUUGCAGAAGAAAAAAAGGAAGCUGAGGAAGAGCCUGAAGCAUCGAAGAGUGGUGAAGGGGAACUACACCGUGAUGUUGGUGAAGGAGCGUGUGGAGUCACACCAGCAGCAGUCAGCCAGGGACUUUGUCCAGUCACGACUGUACGGACCAGGGAGCCACAGAAGCACAAAUAAUGAGUUGCUUUCACUCGAGAACAAGACGGGCAAGAAUAAAGGAGCAGCCAUGCAGUUUGUGAAGGUGGACUGGGCUUCUAAGAAAAAAGCCAAAGCAGAGAAGGAGAAGAAGCGCUGGAUCCACAAGCAGCAGAUUCUGUCCUGCUGACACCACUGGACCAGUUUACACACUUCACACACACCAGUGGACACACUUAAAUGCAAACUAUUCUGCAAACAUUGAGCAGCGGCUCCAAUCCUUUAGUCAGUUUGACUGAAGGGAAAAAGAUUGGAGCUACUGAACCUGUAAAUGUUGGCUUUGUUUCUGGUGGAAUGAGGUUUAAGUGUUAGGAAACCAGAUGUUUUCCAACAGACAGUGGAUCAGACUAGAACAUGUUUUAUUUUCCAGUCUGGUGUCUGACUUGUUUGUUUUCUGUAAAUUAUGCUUUUUUUUUCCUCUAUGUACAAAUUUUAAGUACAAUAAAAACAAGUUUUGCCCCUGUU
This is a messenger RNA of Betta splendens (Siamese fighting fish), 1091 nucleotides long. It is a transcript of the gene nol7, whose product is annotated as nucleolar protein 7. Lineage: Eukaryota; Metazoa; Chordata; Actinopteri; Anabantiformes; Osphronemidae. Gene Ontology annotation, cellular component: nucleus. The transcript is spliced from 8 exons. The coding region runs from base 97 to 756 and encodes 219 amino acids. The record is from RefSeq and is a predicted model, not a curated record. Gene Ontology annotation, molecular function: RNA binding.